Messenger RNA from Aspergillus aculeatus ATCC 16872, 1581 nucleotides. RefSeq lists its product as uncharacterized. The transcript has a single exon. NCBI's taxonomy places the organism in Eukaryota, Fungi, Ascomycota, Eurotiomycetes, Eurotiales, Aspergillaceae. Bases 1 to 1569 code for a protein of 522 amino acids. The record is from RefSeq and is a predicted model, not a curated record.
AUGGUCCUGCCCAAGCUCCGGUGCUUAACCUCGGCUGCCGUUGCGGCAACUCUUUUGGGUGCUGCGGCAGUGAAUGCGGGGAACUGCUCGGUAGCCGGCAUCGCCCAACCCUCGAUCCCUGAUGGGCAGCUGUUACAGCUGACUGCCAUUCCAGUCACUGGCUACCAGAACGGCCAUACCACGUUGAGCUUCUGCAAUGUGACCGUCACAUACACCCAUCCCGGAAAGAAUGACGCUAUUCACACCACUGUCUGGCUUCCCCUCUCGAGCUGGAACGGCCGGCUUCAGGGCUCCGGGGGUGGCGGCUAUGCAAUGCGUCACGACGACUCGGUUCUAGCAGAAGCGGUCGGCCUCAACUAUACCGUUGUAGCCACAGACGGUGGCCACGGGCUCGUCUCUCAAAACUCCGCCGCCUGGUCACUGGAUGCAUCCGACCAAGUGAACAUGGCCCUUCUCGACGACUUCGCCUACGUUGCGUUGAACGAUGCGGCCGUCAUCGGCAAACAAAUCAGCCACAGCUUCUACGGCUACGGCCCAAACCGCUCGUACUGGAACGGCUGCUCCACCGGCGGCAGACAAGGACUCAUGCUCGCGCAGCGGUAUCCCACGGCCUACAACGGAAUCAUGGCUGCGGCCCCCGCCAUCAACUGGCCCACCUUCCUGGUGGCGGAAUACUGGCCGCAGUUCGUCAUGAAUCAGCUCCCGUCACCCCCGCCGACGUGCGUGACCGACGCCAUCACCGCCGCCGCCAUCACCGCCUGCGACGCCCUCGACGGUGUCACCGACGGCGUGAUCUCAGCUCCCGACCUCUGCACCUUCGACCCUCUCACCUUAGUCAACCGAACCAUCGCAUGCAACGGCACCAGCGUGACCGUCACCCAACCCGCAGCGCUAGCUGUCUCGCUGAUCUGGACCGGAAUGCGGUCUUCCAACGGCACGUUCCAGUGGUACGGUCUCGAGCGCGGCGCCCCGCUCUCCAUGGGCAGCAGCAGCCUCGCCGCCACCACCUGCACCUCCCCAGCCAACUGUACGGGCUCCCCUUUCGCCAUCUCCUCCGACUGGAUCCGGCGCUUCGUCCUGCAAGACCCGGCCUUCGACCUGAGCACCCUCGACCACGCCGACCUGGACGGCAUCCUCGCCCGCUCCAUCGCCGGAUACAACGCGAUCAUCGGCACCGACGACCCGGACCUCUCCGCCUUCCGAUCCGCCGGCGGGAAACUGCUCACGUGGCAUGGGCUGGCCGACCCGCUGAUCUUCCCCAAGGGCACCGAGCACUAUUACCGGCAGGUGCAGGCGCGGGACCCGGCGGUGCGCGACUUCUAUCGCUUCUUCCCGGCCCCGGGCGUGCAUCAUUGUUCCGGGGGCGAGGGCCCCGUGCCCGUGGACCCGUUGGCGCAGGUCGUCGCGUGGGUGGAAGGUGGGGUGGCGCCGGCGACGCUGCACGCGCAGGCGGCGGAUGGGCGGACGCGGUCGCUGUGUCCGUGGCCUCUGGUUUCGAUGUACAAGGGUGGUGAUGUACGGGAGGCGGGAUCGUAUGCUUGCGAGGAACCGCUGCGGCAAUGGUUUUGAUUUUGUGUCCUG